Molecule: messenger RNA, 3326 nt
Organism: Chaetomium fimeti
Lineage: Eukaryota; Fungi; Ascomycota; Sordariomycetes; Sordariales; Chaetomiaceae
Product: glycoside hydrolase superfamily
Exons: 3
Coding region: 238-2934 (898 amino acids)
Biological process (GO): carbohydrate metabolic process
Cellular component (GO): extracellular region
Molecular function (GO): chitinase activity
Source: RefSeq, a predicted model, not a curated record
CCUAUGAAAAGCUGUGGUGCCCGCUGUCAUCCCCUUCUCCCCAUCCCGUCCUCUUGGUUCCUGUCAAGUCAACACCAGACGGCGUGCUCUCCCCAGCCGUUGCAAACGUUUUGUUUGCGUCCUCUCAUUGUGUGCUUCACACCCACUAGUCACUCUUUUACGGCCCGGCCCUCCUCGGCCAGUCACUCAUUUUGCGUGUAUACAUACACUCUGUAUUGCUAAUACCCCAACUCCAUAAUGUUCACCAAGACUCUCGCCAUCGCGGCUUUGGCCGUUGUCCCGGCCCUGGCAACACCUGCCGUCAACGUCUACUGGGGACAGAAGGGCGUGUCCACAGACAGACUCAAGACCUUUUGUGAUGACUCUAGUUUUGAGUAUGUCACUGUCGGUUUCAUCAACAAGUCCCCCGAGCAGGACCCGUCAAGCUUGAAGUACCCGGGCAGUGACUUCGCCAUCCACUGUAUAAGCGCCAAGUACCAGGACCCCAGCGAGGUCGACUCGAACCUCCUCAGCCAGUGCGGUCAGAUCGCCGCCGACGUCCGGUACUGCCAGAACAAGGGGAAAAAGGUGCUCCUCUCCAUCGGUGGUCGGUGGGAUCCGCCCAAGUCCGAUUACACCAUCUCAAGCGGGCCUGCCGGCGAGUACUUUGCCGACUUCAUCUGGGGCGCUUUCGGUCCUUACAACAAGAACUGGGAGGGGAAGCCGAGACCUUUCGAUGACUUUUAUGGCGCCGAUGAAGGCGAGGAACACUUCGUGUUUGACGGUUUCGACUUCGAUAUCGAGCACAAGUUCGAGGACCAAACCGGCUAUGUCGCCAUGGUCCGUCGCCUGCGUGGUCUGACCAACUUGGACACGAGCAGGAAGUACCUCAUCACGGCGGCUCCCGAAUGCCCCUUGGUCGAUCAGUACUUCAACAUGAAGACCAUCAUCAACGAGUGCCAAUUCGAUGCCCUCUUCAUCCAGUUCUACAACAACCCCAUGUGCGCUGGAGUCAACAACAACUUCGAUGCUUGGGCCUCCUACCUCAAGAACACCGCCAGCAAGGAUGCUAAAAUCUUCAUCGGGCUGCCCGGUUCUAAGGAGGCUGCUGGCUCGGGUUACCUGCCGCCCUCGCAAGCACACAGUCUGAUUAACAAGCACAAAAACAAGCCGGCUUUCGGCGGUGUUAUGGUUUGGGAUGUCGUCCUCGGCAGUGAGGUGUUCAGUGGCUCCCGCUACUACGACCUCAUGCAUGAGUAUGCCUGUGGGCCAUCGUCCCCAACCGCGACUUCCACCGGCCCGACACCGACGCCUACUACUUGCGUUAGGUGGCACGACGUUGUCAGCGGCGACAAUUGCUACAAUCUUGCCAACUACUACGGCAUGACCCUGGAAGAAUUGAAGAGCCUCAACCCCGGGGUUUCCUGCGCGCUCAUGGCCGGCCAAAGGCUUUGCGUGAGGUUUGGCAUCCCGCCGCCCGUCACCACCACCUCGACCACUAGCACUUCAACUACCAGCACUUCGACCACCAGCACUUCGACCAGCUCGAGCACUUCGACCAGCUCUAGCACUUCGACCUCUAGCACCUCGACUAGCUCUUCGACCAGCACUACCAGCACCUCGACCAGCUCCACUUCGAUUGAGAGUAGCUCAACCGAAACUGAGACUUCCACCGAGACUGCCACCGAGACUGCCACCGAGACUGCCACCGAGACGGAGACUGCUAGCGAGACCGAGACUGCUACCGAGACGGAGACUGCUAGCGAGACCGAGACUGCUACCGAGACGGAGACUGCUAGCGAGACCGAGACUGCUACCGAGACUGCCACCGAGACCGAGACUGCUAGCGAGACGGAGACUGCUACCGAGACUGCCACAGAGACUGCUUCCGAGUCUGUCUCUGAGUCCGCUACCGAGACCGAGACAGAAACAUCCACCAUCACCUCAGCCCCUGGUGUCACUUCGACCACUAGCAGUGAAACAGCUACUGUUACUUCUACCGAGGAUGAUGACACGUGCGAGGACGAGGAGACGAGCACCUCUACCGUUGAGUCUGCCACUGAGUCUGUGACUAUUACCUCGGCCCCAGAGCCCACUUCCACCAGCAGUGAUGCAGCCACCACCACCUCGACUGAGGAGGACGACACUUGCGAGGAUGAUGAGACCAGCACCUCUACCGUCGAGUCCGCCACCAUCACAUCUGCCCCCGAAUCCACCUCGACAGAUAGCGGCGAGCCGGCCACUAGCACCUCGACUGAGGAUGAUGAUACCUGUGAGGAUGACGAGACCAGCACCUCUGCUGUCGAGUCCGCCACCAUUACCUCUGCCCCUGAGUCUACCUCGACCGCUGUCGAGUCCGCCACUGGCUCUGCCACUGAGACUGCCACGUCUUCCGAUGCCCCUAUUACCGGCACCUCGACCUCGGACGGCGGCGCCGGCCCCAGCACCACCGCUUCCGAGAGCAUGACGACGUCGACCAUCUACACCACGACCACCUACACCAUCACCUCUUGCGCGCCGAGCGUAACGUCCUGCCCCGGCCGCGUCGUGACCGAGACCAUCGCCGUCAGCACAACUGUCUGCCCCAUCACCGACGUCGUCGAUGGCCCCUCCUCCACCCUCUCGAUUGACUCGCCCAAGCCGACCACCAGCGAGGGCAACGAUGACGACGAGGAGACGGACUCGACCUCCACUACUCAGGUCACCACCACGCGCUUCACCACCCUGACGGUGCCCAAGCCCGAGCCCACCACGGCAAUCGAAGAGCCCACCACCGCCGUCGAGCAGACGACCCCUUCGUCGGCGCUGUCGUCUGCCCCGUCGGCCGGCUUCCCCACCACGUCGUCGGGCUUCCCCUCGACGUCUACCCAGCCCGUGACCGCCGGUGCCGGCCGCAAUGCCGCCGCGCUCGGCGUGCCUGCGGCCGUGGUGGCGGCGCUGUUCUUUGCUCUUUAGAGUGUAUAAAAAGGGCGGCUGGAAUGAUUAGACGGCUUUCGUUUGUUUGCUGGAUGGGCUUUUGCGUUUCUUCUUGUGGAUACCACCUGCUCCUACAUAGGUAGUAUCUAGCUCAUGUGGAUAGUAGCUGGGGUGUCAUUUUCGUGUAUUUGGAGGAUUGAUGAUGAGCGUGGAUUUGGAUAAUGCACUUGUUGUUGGAUUGUGCUAAUCAUGUUUGAUGUGUUUCAAUGAAGUUGAUGUCUUGAUUUGGGUGUCUGUGACGGGAGAUGAUGUGAUUUGAGUUGCCAACAUGUGGCGUCCCUUACAGCCAUUAGCGAUUUCGGUUCUACUUUGUACUGUGCAUUCGCAAUAUUGGGAACUAUCGCUACUUCAGCCACAUUGCGAGAAGGUUG